AUGGUUCCAGUCGAGCCUAUCAGCCUCACAGUCGGCGCCGUCGCCUUGGCCAGUCUAUUUUCCCUCUGCGUACAGUGCUUUGAUCUCAUCGAGGUGGGAAAAAAUCUUGGCUCCGACUGUGAGCUGCUGCUUACUCGACUCAGCAUUGAGAAGCGGCGGCUGAUGAUCUGGGGCGAAGCUGUGGGCAUCCUCAGACCGGAUGAAGAUAGAGAGCCGCUUCUUGACAAGCCGGAGACACGAGAACUCGUUAAACGAAUCCUUGAGAAUCUCCAGAGUCUAUUCCACGAGGCUGACUCGCUAAAAUCGAUUUAUGGUCUUGAAAAGACACCAGGAACGCAAGGCUCCUUGAAUAUGGUCGUCGAAGGAAGUACAGCCUGCUCUUACUCGUUCGAAAGCUCGCCAUUGGUGCAAUUUCAAGCACGGUUUACAGAAUACUCUAGAAAAGCAGGGCUAAGGGCCAAGGCUAAAUGGGCUAUUCGAGAUUCUAAAAAGUUUUCCGCCUUAGUCCAGAAGCUCAAGGACCUACUUGAUGGUCUCGGACACAUCACGACGUCCACUAGGACGGUCAUACGAAGAGAUCAGCUCAUCAGACAAGAGACUGAGUCCAUCCCUGACCUGAAUAUGUUGCGGGCCAUUGAGAGUACAUGCUCUGAUAGCGACUGGAAGAGCUAUGCAAGCAUUUCAAGUACAUACUUGCAAGAUUUUGGCCGUUUAUCGACCGAAAAACGCGCAGAUAUUCAAAACUGGGUGGAGAUCAGCAAAGAUCCGCCACAAACGUUCCAGAGAAGGAGAAAUCUCUGA
Messenger RNA from Cladophialophora psammophila CBS 110553, 801 nucleotides. RefSeq lists its product as uncharacterized. The record is from RefSeq and is a predicted model, not a curated record. The coding region runs from base 1 to 801 and encodes 266 amino acids. The transcript has a single exon. NCBI's taxonomy places the organism in Eukaryota, Fungi, Ascomycota, Eurotiomycetes, Chaetothyriales, Herpotrichiellaceae.